This is a messenger RNA of Mus caroli (Ryukyu mouse), 492 nucleotides long. RefSeq names its product mitochondrial ribosomal protein S21 (gene Mrps21). Gene Ontology annotation, cellular component: ribosome. Gene Ontology annotation, biological process: translation. The record is from RefSeq and is a predicted model, not a curated record. Gene Ontology annotation, molecular function: structural constituent of ribosome. Lineage: Eukaryota; Metazoa; Chordata; Mammalia; Rodentia; Muridae.
GUAGCUUCCUCCCGUCGCUGGACUCCGUAGCUUCCGCUUCCGGUCCGCAGAGAUCCGGAGUCUGAAUUCAGAGGCCCCAGUCUGUAGUCCCGGAAGAAUGAAGAUUUAAAUACGAGGACAUGGCUAAACAUCUGAAGUUCAUUGCCAGGACUGUGAUGGUUCAGGAGGGGAACGUGGAAGGUGCCUACCGGACCCUGAACAGAAUCCUCACCACUGAUGGGCUUACCGAAGUCAUAAAGCGACGACGCUACUAUGAGAAGCCUUGCCGCCGCCGCCAGCGGGAAAGCUAUGAAACAUGCCGGAGGAUCUACAACAUGGAAAUGGCUCGAAAGAUUAACUUCUUGAUGCGAAAGAACCGUGCAGACCCGUGGCUGGGCUGCUGAGGCUUGGGGCUAGGCACCCACACUAGUUCUAUGUCCAACUCCUUUCUUUAUCCAGCCAAGUUCUGUUAUUUUUCUCUAUAAUAAAAACUCCAUCACAGGUGAACAAGAA